This is a messenger RNA of Mauremys reevesii (Reeves's turtle), 12484 nucleotides long. It is a transcript of the gene BCAT1, whose product is annotated as branched chain amino acid transaminase 1. The record is from RefSeq and is a predicted model, not a curated record. Lineage: Eukaryota; Metazoa; Chordata; Testudines; Geoemydidae. Gene Ontology annotation, molecular function: branched-chain-amino-acid:2-oxoglutarate transaminase activity. The coding region runs from base 728 to 1777 and encodes 349 amino acids. Gene Ontology annotation, biological process: L-leucine biosynthetic process; L-valine biosynthetic process. The transcript has 14 exons. Gene Ontology annotation, cellular component: mitochondrion.
CUGAUUUCAGCUGACAGGCCUAGCACUCACAUCAUCUUGUGAGGAUGUGGGCGGUCUGAUUUCCUUGGCACUGGGGCUGACUGCCCAAAUCAGUGUUAUAGAGUCACAGGAGAAACAGAAGGAACCAAAAAAGAGAAGUGGUUAGAAUGGGAUGAGGAGGAGGCAACCAGCCGGGACAGGUGUAGAAUCUUACAGGAUCAGCAGCAGACUCUACUAUGCCUCCUCAAGCAAACAAUGCCCUUGUUAAACAAACUAAUUAAUGCGAGAGCUGACAAGCCAACAAAAGAGACACUUUGAGGCAGUGUUCAUAGGGGUUAGAGAUGGAAGAAAAUCAUUCGGAAAUCUAGUCUUUCUGUCUACCAGUGCAAGAUUGUUUCCUACUGUGACAAAGGAAGACGCUGUUGAACUAAGCAAAAGGGUGAAGAGAGGAAAUAGUAUUGAAUGAGAUAACAAAAGUUUCAUAGAGAAGAAAACAAAAGGAAGAACAUUAGGGGAAAUAGGCGUAGAAAACAAAAGGAAGAAGACAGAACAUUAGAAGGUCACUUGGGAAGGAAACUUCUAUAAGGGCUGUCAGAAUGAGUGCCCAGCUGGAGGAUGUACAGGGGGAGCCACAAAGCAAGCAACUGAAUCUUUCAAGGCUGCAGACUUAAUUAUUAACCCAGCUACCACUUUCAAGGAAAAACCAGACCCCAGUGGUUUGGUGUUCGGAACUGUUUUCACAGACAACAUGCUGACAGUCGAAUGGUCUUUGACUUCAGGAUGGGAGAAACCUUAUAUUAGGCCUCUUGAGAACCUUUCAUUACAUCCAGCUUCAUCAUCUUUCCAGUAUGCUGUGGAACCAAGAGGAGAGACAGAGGAGAAUCUGGUCCCAAUGGUGUGGCUCAAUGAAUACACACUGUUUGAAGGAAUGAAGGCUUAUCGAGGAGUGGAUGGUAAAAUCCGCCUGUUCCGUCCAACGCUCAACAUGGACAGGAUGGUGCGGUCAGCGGCGCGAGCAACACUGCCAUGUUUUGACAAGGAGGAGCUAUUAGAGUGCAUCCGGAAGCUUGUGGAAGUGGAAAAAGAGUGGGUCCCGUACUCUACGUCUGCAAGCCUUUAUAUCCGCCCUACUUUAAUUGGAACAGAGCCUUCUCUUGGAAUCAAGAAGCCAACUAAAGCCCUGCUGUAUGUUAUACUGAGUCCUGUGGGCCCAUACUUUGCAAGCGGAAGCUUUAAUCCAAUAUCCUUAUGGGCAGAUCCCAAAUAUGUAAGAGCCUGGAAAGGAGGAACGGGGGACUGCAAAUUGGGAGGGAAUUAUGGUUCUUCCAUCUAUGCCCAGCGUGAAGCUAUGGAAUUAGGGUGUCAGCAGGUUCUGUGGCUGUAUGGAGAGGAUCAUCAAAUCACUGAAGUCGGAACAAUGAAUCUUUUCCUGUACUGGGAAAAUGAAGAUGGAGAAGAGGAACUGGCAACCCCACCGUUAGAUGGCAUCAUUCUUCCUGGAGUGACAAGGCAGAGCAUCUUGGAGCUGGCACGCAAGUGGGGAGAAUUUAAAGUGUCUGAGAAGUACAUCACCAUGAGUGAUCUGACAGCUGCCUUGGAGGAAAACAGAGUCAAGGAGAUGUUCGGUGCUGGGACAGCUUGUGUCGUAUGCCCUAUUUCUAAAAUAUUAUACAAAGGCAAGAAUUUGCACAUUCCAACUAUGGAGAAUGGACCUCAGUUAGCAACCCGCUUCCUGAAUCAGCUGACUGAUAUCCAAUACGGAAGAGAAGACAGCGAAUGGACACUCCUGGUGUCAUGAAUGCAGAGUGGCGGGGAUCAGACCUUCCAUACACUACCCGACAGGCCAAACCGUUACACCAGAACAAUCGCCGAUUUUCUGUAGCUGCUGUGCGUAGGGUAGUCAGUGUUCUCCCUUUCCUCCCCAGGGUGAUUGUUUCCACAUGCCAGGGAAUGUGAACACAAUCAUUAUGAUUUCUACCAUAGUCUUGCUAAUAGAAGCCUAUCUUCUUGUUAGAGAUGCUAGAUGUAAGCAAUAGAACUGUCCCAACUGUUUUCUUGGUGCCUCCUUGUGUCUUAUGUACAGUCCAAAAACUUGUCAAAUACUCUUCAACUGGUCUUCAGUGUAAGCCAUGGUGUUUUUCCAACUGCCACCACUACUGGAGAAGACUGCCAUAUAAAAAAGUUGCCCAUUAUUUAGGAGAACAGUUACUAUCUCUUAGUCCUAUUUCAUUUGCAUCCUCAGGCAAUGGAUUAUGUUUUUCUCUGUUACUCCACUUAUGUGGGAGGUUCCUCUCUGCAUUCCCAGAGCCCUGAGGAUCCCGUUUUUAAUUCUGCCAACAUCAUACCCUCACCUUUUAGGCCCCACAUCAUAGCAACCACGCCUUUAGAAUGAGGAUGAAUUGGUGGGAAAUCCCUUCAGAGCCCGGCAACAGCACUCCUAAAUCAGCUUACAAGAACUUACAAGAUACAAAGUGAUCUUUCCCCACCCAAGGCUUGACAGUGCUCCCAGCCCUGGCUGGCCCACUUGUUUCCUAAUAUGAUCUUUCUAUUUUCUGAAGAGGCCGUGGCUUUCCAGUAUGGGUUCUCCUGUAUCUUCCCCUGCUUGCCAGUGGAAAAGUGCUCAGUGCAGGAGAACAGAGGGAUUUCAUUCACUCCUUGUCAUACUGCACUACCAUGUUCCCUUACUUCUUCAUACACCACUAGACUCGUGAUACACUCUCUUGUUGCCAAGAUACAAGAUACAACUGUUAGCUCACAAUUAGGGAAAUUAAUAACUUCUGCAAAUUUUCUUUAACCCUUAAAUAUGCUACCAUCCAUAUAAGCUUUCUCAUCUAUGCACAUGCUUUUCUCAACUAGUUUUAAGAUGUCUCCUGCCAAAAAGGAACUACAGUAUUCAGUAGUAAUACUCCAAAAUGCUAGGGGCCUGAAUCUUCUGUUGCUCUGGCAUAGAACUUAUGUAACUUCAUAGCUGUCAAUGGAGUUAAACUGAUUUUAUGCAGGUGUAACAGAAUGGAGCCUCAGACCGUACAUUUUACACUAGCCAUACAGCAGUAUUUUGGGAACUAACUAGUAUUUUUUUAAUAAGGGGGGAGAGUUUCUCUCCCACACUUUCUAACUGACCCCACCUAUAACUGGCAGUUGCUACCACAAUGUAAAAUAUACUAAGCGUCAUCUCUAAUGGGCAGCCCCCUGUCUUAAGCCACCACUUAAAAUUAUCCACAGGGCUUUCUUGUACAGUAUGUGAUCAAACAUUAACCCUCAGUCUCUACUAGGUCACCAUUUUCUGCUGGUCCCGUGAGUGGUGGGUUAGACAGAUCUUGCUGCAGUCUGUUCUGAUACCUUAUUGAAGAACAGUUGAAGGUUACCGGUGACAAUUGUUCAGAGUGAGUUGUUGGAUAGUGUUCUAUUUAGAAUAUACCUACAAGCACAAAGUGCUGUUUCAUUUAUGGUAGCAGUAGUACUGUGUAUCUCUUCUACUCACAAUUUAAAUCUGUACUGUGUUCUGGUCUCUGUUCAGUUUCUUGCGAUGUAUCAUAGGCCACUGGUAGUUUAUUUAUUUUUAUUCAUCUACUGGAAAAAUUAACAUGGGGGAUACAUCGAGAUAUGAUGUGGGGUAGAGGCGUUUUUCCAACAAGGCAAGUACCACAACUGAAGAGAGCCUUUGAGUAGAGUGUGUCAUAGAGCUCAUACCAGAUUACGUCAUGAAUGAGACUAAAUGGCUUCCUGUUACUGAACCGUAACCUGAUCCCUCACGUUUAGCAUAGAUAAUUGUCUUUGACAGCAAAAGUCUAGGUGGUUCGGUUUGACUGAGGUGCCUGGGGAAUUGGAUGUGCAAUUCCCAUACUUGAGAUAUCAGUAGUAUUAAGAGAAGUUGCACAUCAAAUUCCCCAUGGACAGUACUGACAGUAAUCUACUCACAAGUCCGACUGAAGAAAUGAAUACCAGUUACAAUGAUUGAUUUAGAGUGGUUGACGCUUUAAGUGGUUGACGCCUUAAAGUCUUAUUUCAGACUACAAUAAUUUUAAGUGGGGCUCAACAUUGGCCUGUUGUAGUCUACACUGACUUUUGGGGAGACCUGAGUUAGACCUCCUGUCUUAUCUCUUCACCUCUUGUACUGAGGAGACCUCAAAUGUGCAGGGGCUAACAGAGGGCAAGAUUGGAAGAUCCACAGAAAUAUGAGCUAUUUCCUAGAGAAAAAGUGAAACCAUAUUAGAGCACUCCCAGUCGGCUAGUGUCACCUCUGUGAAUACUUUUGCUCCCUCUUGGUAAAUUCAGACAGCCUUGAUUAUUUUCAUUCAGGCUCUGGGUGAAUAGGUUCCAGGUUUUAAACAUUAUAUACUAAAUAAACCAGCAGAGUAUUUUGAUCUUUCAUGACAAGCCUGUGUGGAAAUACAUAGCCUGCAUUCUGCAUCUGUAUUAUUUUAUCCUUUUAUCAUAAAAUUCCAAGAAAUAACAUUUGUAAAUAACAGUGAGCACUUGAGAGAUACUGUGUUCUCCUUAUUUUAGCCCAUAUAGUUUAGGAAGGAACUGUGCUAUUCCCUGAGCUGAUAGACUGUAAAAGAACAUCUGUGCAUCUCUUUUCCAUGUGCGCUAUUUGUUUAAUUGUAGCAGAUUAACAUAGAAAGGGUAUGGUACAUCAUAACUAGGCAAUUAUCCAUUCUUCAUCACUUAGUUAUGGUUACACUAAUUGAUCAUUUAAGAAAUAAGAUAGUCUAACAUUAGGAACAUUUGAGGCUGUUCAGAAAAGAUCAACAAAUUAAUAAUUGUGUGAUAUUUGCAUAAUUGGCUGCAAUUAUUUAAUGUUUAAUUGGGUUGAUCAAAUGCGAUUCAGCCUCUCACAUGUGUAUGCUUUACAAACAGUGGUACUUUAAAAUGAUAAUGAUGAACUAUAAUUUUUGCAAGUUCUUUCUUUCCCCCACUUCAUUCUUUGAUUAUUAUUUUCAGCCUUGAGCAUGUUCCUAAUUUUCAGUUUAGUUUCAGCUAGUCAUCUGUUGGAAAGAAGUCCUUAAAAUGAGAUCCCAUUUCAGAGGUCCACAAAAACUGGUGUUUCAUACAAACCUUGAUGAUGCAGGAGUUGUGGAAUUAGCAGCUGUCACUGCAUUGCCAGAUUCAUAAUAGCAGUUCAGGGCAAAUUCACCCCGGGGUAACGAUGAUUUAUUCUGGUGAGAACUCUGGCAAAGGAUCCUCAGGGUAGAAAGUCCAUCCAGAGGAGGUUGUGGCAGCACAAAGCAAAUGUAAUUUCCUUGACAGGGGAGCUAGGAGGGCAGCAAGGACCAAAAAAUGGGAGAUGCUGGCCAGGGAAUAUGGUCACUGGAUGUUCUGACUCAAUAUAGUCUUCAACAGUGUCCAUGAGAAGGAUUCCCAGCAAACCCCAGCCAUAAGCUAAGUCUGCCCACCUCCCCUAGCAGAAAUCCCCGAGGGACUGCAUUGGUAAUACCACCUGCCCUUUUUCUGGAUGAAUCACCACUGGCGUGCUGGGAGAUAUAAUUGGCCCUUCCCUGCCUAAGUGCUGGUGAUUCUCUUGUCCUUAUUUUAUAUUACACCUGGAAAAUGGUAAUCUGAAAAAUAGGGCAUUUGAAAGGUAAAGGUUCAGUAUAUGCUGGUGGGAAUGAACACACAAUAGGGUGUGUCUACACUCAAGUUAGAGCUGUGAUUCCUAGCUUGAGGAGACAUACCCACGCUCGCGCUGAUAGAGCUAGCAUGCUAAAAAUAGAGUAUAAGCUGCGAUGGGGCUAGCCAUCCAAACAUGCCUAGGGUCUCAGAAGGGAUCGUACACAGGGAAGCUAGCUCCUUAAACUACUGCAGCUACACUUCUAUUUUUAGCAUGCUAGCUCAGUCAGAAUUAGCGUGGGUAUGUCUCGUUGAGCUGGGAGUCGCACCUUCAGCUUGAUGUGUAGACAUACCAAUAUGUGAAUCACCCUUCAUGUCCAAGCGACUAGCAGUGGCCAAGGCAGAAGGGGCGAGAGUUGAGAGCUAUUUCACAGAUCCGCCACUGGGGAGAAGGAGAGGAGGAACUCUUGUCCAGUGUUAUCUACAGAGCAACCUAUGUCAUCUCCUCAAAUCACUUAGCCCUUUUACUUUGCUUCAGUAUGUAACAAUGCAACGUCAUAGAGCAAAUGUUGCAGUGCCCUGUCAGAGCAUGGCACAGCGAUUGAUCUUCCAGGCCUUGCUCAGACUCCUUUUACCUCUUCAGGACCCUGCAUAUGGUGCACAGAGUAGACAGGCCCAGUAAUGAGGGGAAAGCAGCAUGCAGGUGGGUGCACUUGUAUCACCGUGUAGGUCUAUACUGCAAUAAAACAACUACAGCAAGUCUCAGAGCUGGGGUCAACUGACUCGGGCUUGUGCUCCAGGGCUAAAAAUAGCAGUGCAGAUGAUUUGACUGGAGCCUGGGCUCUGAGACCCUCCCCUGUCACCAGGUUACAGAGCCCAGGCUUCAGCCCAAACCCAAACUUCUACACUGCUAUUUUUAGCUCAAAGCGCAAGCCCCGUAAGCCUAAAUCAGCUGACCCAGACUCUGAGACUUGUUGCUGUGGAUCUUUUAUUGCAGCGUAGACACACUCGCAUUCCAGAUACCUAAAGCAGAGCUAAUACUAAUGACCUACCCAGGGAUGGGGUGGGUUCUCCAUCACUUGGAAUCUUUGAAUCAAGAUUGGAGAUGUCUUUCUAGAAAAUAUGCUGUAGCUCCGCCAGAGGUUAUGGGCUUGAUGUAGAGUUUACGGGAUGAGCUACAGCCUAUGCUAUGUAGGAGGUCAGACGAUGAUCAUAAGAGUUCUUUUUGGCCUUAACAUUUAUUUGUAAGAAGUAUGUAUUUAUAGCCUCCUUGGGCUGUCAGUGUCUGUGCUUUCAGUCAUCACCUGGGUCUUUUUCCCCAUCACCUAUUUUGCAAGUAAUGUUAGCACAGGUAGGUACCAGCUUUUUCCUUUCCCGGGGGUGCUCAACCCCUGCUCAGGGCACAGGUCCCACCCCCACUCCACCCCUUCCGCCAAACCUCUGCCUCUUCCCACCCCCUCCCCUAAACGUGCCUGGUCCCUGCUCCUCCUGCACACCGCAGAACAGCUGCUUGCGGGAGGCACUGGGAGGGAGGGGGGAAGGAGUAGAUUGGCGGAGCUGCCAGCAGACAGGAGAUGCUAUGGGGAGGGGGAGAAGUUAAUUGGUAGGGCUGCCAGUGGGUAGGAGGCACAGGGGAUAGGGAGGAACUGGCUGCUGGGGAGUGCUAAGCACCUGCUAAUUUUUUUUGUGGGUGCUCCAGCCCACGGAGUCAGUGCCUAUGAAUGUUGGGGCUAAAUUUUAGCACAGUUAGUAACUCACAUUAAUGGGGCCUUUGCAGUUAAUUCCCUACUGUGCUGGAAAGGCAAUUUCUUUAGUGCUCAAACAGAUUUCUGGUCAAGGAGUGUGGAAGUCAUUAAAGAGCAGCAGAAUGAGGAAAAAGGUGAUGGGCUUUUAUCUGCACAAUACAUUUUAUUGCAGGUGUUUUAAUCAUCCCAGUCUGCAAACUUCUUCCAAAAUAUUUUUAUUAAAGCUUUUAAAUCUGUAUUUCCUUUCAAAUGGGCAGCCUCUAGACAAGAAUGUGCAGGGCAUUCCAUUAAUUCAAAUUCUAUUAAACAUAAUGAACAAAAACAGCUUUAGUCUAAAUAAUAAGUCUGGAGUCUCAUGGCCUUCAUGAAAUGCAAAAUACACUGCUGAUUUCUGAUUUCUUUCCAUGUAUCUAACCAAAUUAUAACUGAAAGCCAAGUAGGCUAUUAAUACCUGGAGCAUAACACAAAAGCCUAGCCAAAAACUUUGAGUUCUUUGAUCCUAUUUGCAAAGUGGGGCACCUAUUAGAGAGGAGAGGAGUUUGAGCAAAGGCUGAGGAGCCACGUACUCCAGAGUUUCAGUUCUGGCUCUGACAUUGACUCUGUGAUCAUGGGCAAGUCAUCUAGACUCUCUUUGACUCCACUUGCCUACCUGCAAAAUGGAAAUAUUGCAACCGAACUCACAGGUGUCAUGAGGAAUAAAUACCCAGUGAUCUCAUAUUUUUGACCUGGGGGACAUGGGAGAAAUCUUAAACAGUCUGCCCUGUUAUGAGCACAGAAGCAUAAGCCAACUACUAGCUGCUGGAACCUAGGUAGACAUUUCCCCAUAUAGGAAGGUUAUCCCAUAGCUGUCUACCACAGGGUUCCUUGCACCUUUCUCUAAAGCAUCUUGUACUGGUCACAGAGACAGGAUACUGGAGUAGAGGGAGCACUGAUCUGAUGAUCUAGUAUGGCAAUUCCUAUGCCUGUCCAUCCAGGAGGUGGACACAGUCUGUCCUUUUACUCCCCUGAAUGGAAAAAUUAAACCAGGCUAAUGCUGCCAGCAAUAGCCUCCCUUAAAGACCCUGGCCAACAAAGCGGGUCCUCCUUGGAGCAAGGAGAAGGAGGAUGAAUAAUCCUCAUCCAGGAGUCUUGCUGGGGAGAUGUGUAUUGUCACCAUCCUCUAGCCAUCAGCUCUCCUAUAAUCCAAAAACUGAACUGUGUGUUUGCAAAGCACUUUGAGGACAAGCAUUGUGUGCAAAUGCAAAGUAUUAAUAUAAUUAUUACUACUUAUGUGGCUCGUAGGAUUCAAUCCAGCCUUUAACAAAACAGAAUUUAUUUUGCUACAGGUAAAAUCUCUUCUGUUAAUCUAAUUCACUUCAAGAAAUCUGUUUAAGCAGCACAGAUAGAUGCCAGGCGCAGAGCCAGCAUUUGAAGCAUCCCUUCCUGAUUAGUUGCAACAUCUUGAUUAUACAGAAGAAAAAUGUUAUAUAUAGACACACACUUUUUGUAUGAUAUUUCUUAUUUUUAAGGUUUCCUGCAGUAGGACCAUAAUCCUUCAAAAUGCAUAGCUCAGUUCCAAGUUUAAAACUGCAGCUGGCACACAGUACAGACUUGACAAGAGCACUGCUCACUGAUCAGAGGUAAAUUUAAUUUUUACGUUUGUCAAAAUAAAAUCAAGGGCAUAGGAGCAACUUCAUCCAGCAUGCUUCUAAACCCCUGUGUAUUAGAAGUCCACCCUAUCCCAUAUUAGAACUGUGCCUUAUAACAUAACAUUCAAAUCACCCUGUGGGAUCCAUCCUACUAAGGUGCUGAGUGCUCUUGACUUCAGAAAGUUGCAGUUGAGAAUUAUUAGAGUGCUGUGUUUUAUCCAAUUCUACAGAAAUACAUUUUGUCCUGAAGCCCAAGAUUGUGCAAAGAAUAACUGAGAUUUUCUAAAAUACCUCCUAAUGGUAAGAUAAUGUUACUUCUUGCUUAAUUUAGGUAGCUGGAUUGUUAUUCAUAAUGGAGGAGGAAGAUACUGACAUUGCAUUGGUUAAGAAACAUCAGAAUCAUCCUACCUAUUCCUUUGUUAAACAUGGUGGUUAUUAGCCUAGGUGCCAAUAUAUUUUCCCUGAUCAGGAUGGAAAAAUCUGACAACUGCAUUAGCCAAACCAUGCUAUAGGUGUCCAAUUCCACAGAUGGGGACUUGAUUCUCCAUUGCCCUUGUGCAUUUACACCAGUGCAAAGUAGGUGUAAAAAUGCUAGCAAAUCAUACUGGUCAUGCUUUUGGGCUGUGGCACAAUUGCAAAAAAACCUCUGUCCCCAUGGGCUAGAGAACUAUGCCAGUACCCUACUAGCACCAGGCAUGUUGGAAACACUCUGCUGUUGCCAGUGUGGAUAGACCCAUGUGACUCUCCUUUAAUCCAAAGGAAGAUCUAUGUUGAAAUACACAAAAUAAAUCCCCCUGCCCAAAAAAAAGGAUAGAAAGGCUCAAUAGAUGAAGGAUAGAAAGAAUCAAUGUUUUUUGGGAUAUGUUUAUUCUGGGUUUGCUCAUUUAAAAAAUGUGAUUUUAAAAACCAGACACAAUCAGUCACUUUUUACGUGAAUUAUUAAGGCCAAGAUAUUAAAAUUGGACCCUACCAGUCAAUAGGAGCUGCUGAGUGCUAAGCACUUAUGAAAAUUUGGCCAUUUUUUCAGGAGCGCAGAUAAGGAUUCAGGAGUCUAAGUUUUGUAAGGUUUUUUUGCCUAAAUGUUUAGAAUUGCAGGCUGGGUGAGGUUAUUGUAAGAAAAGAGACUAAGACUUUGAAGAAGAAAUUAACCAUGAUUUACAAAUAACUUUACAAUUCUUUGUAAUAACCCCCAUGGGGAAUCGCUUAUGUUAAUGACCAACUAUGUCUGUGGAAAAAUAUUAGGUAAAAUAUGUUGUCUUUCCAUCCAUACAAUAGUUAGUUCUCUUGGUACAUUUAAGUCUGGUUUAGAACCUGAUCCUGCCAGGUGCUUAGAAGUUGUCUUAAGUGGGAGCUGAUGGUGCUCAGCAGCUAUCGGAGGCACUUGCCAUCCAGCAGGAUUAGACAGACUCAAUGGGUCAUCAAAUCUAUUACAUCUGGCAUAAUUGUAAAAGUGAGAUAAGAAAAAGAGCUUUUGAUAACUUUCUAUUCAGGAAUAUUUACAAACUUUUGAUUUUUUUUUAAAUAUACAUGGAUUUAAAAAUAAUUUGGUUUAAAUUGUUUUUAAAAAAUUCCCAACAACCUCAAAUCCAUCCAGAAGAAAAGCAAGCAACUGCUGUGACACUUCCUUAAGGUACCUAGGACUCUGAGUCACAUUGGUACCCUGCUGAAUCCAGCUUGAGGAAGUCUUUCUUAUGGUAGCUGGCUGUCAGCUCCCUGUCACUGCCAGCCCUUCAGCCACUCAAACACUCUCCUCUGGGCUCUGCCGGUCCUUACUUUGCCUUGCAGGUUAACAAUAGGUACAUCCCAGUCCCCAAGCCACUCCAAAAGCAUCCCCCCCGCCGUAGUGUUCAGCCCCCGUCACUGCACACUCUCUGUAAUUACGAGGGUUGCAACUCCCAAGGCAAUAGAACACAAAUACCAUCUCAUUUGAUUCAGCUGAGUACCAGCUCCAGUCUAAGAACACAGCACUGUAAUCAAUUAAUACUCAAAACAAAUAUAAAUGUAUUAAUAAAGGUGGAGAUUUAGAAGAUAGUGAGGAAUGGUAAUAAGAGCCAAAAGUUACAAAUAAAAGUAUAACAGACGUCUGUUAGAUUAAAAUUUAACUUUAGCAGACUACAAUCCUUUGUCUAAAAUAGUCUCUCACCUAAGCUAUUUCUGCAGAACUUGCUGGUUUCAGUCAAACCAGGAUCCAAAACAUUCAUGAAUCACCCGCCCUCCCCCACCAAGGGUGUUCCUUAGUGAAAUGGAUAACAAUGGGGUCCUUUUUCCUUUCUCUUAUACCUCAGAAUUUAUCUUUGCACUCCUGAGACAAGACAACCCCUGGUGGUUCUAGUCUUUGGUGUCUCCCCAUGUUGACAUCACAUCCUCGCGUUGAUUUAGAAUACAAAUGUAGCUCCCAUUGUGUUUGGCUUCCAAUGAUUUUCAGUCAAUACUAAGUGCUAGUGGGAGGUGCCAGGGUGAAGCCUUCUAUCCACAGAACAGGUACAGCAAGGGCAGUGACAGUAUAACCUUCUCCUAUAGUGCUCCACCACAGUACCUCAGUCAUGUUCUGGGGUCCGCAUAGUAUUUCUAAUCCCAUUCAGCCCUUAGAGCAAGACUGCCAAUUAGUGCCAAAUAUUGGAGUGAUGAUUUAUGAUGUGAAUCACUAUUUGGGAAAGUGCUUAUCACAAGCUUAAGUGCUUAAAGUUAUGCACAUGCUUUCCUGAAUCGGAGCCUAACAGCUUGACUGAGACCAGCAAUUCACUUCAUAUAGCUCACCAAACAGCAAAAAAAUGUUAGGUGCUAGAGUCAAGCCAACCAUGUAAGAUGAAAGGUUCCAUAUCUUUUCAAAUCCAACUCCCACAAAACCUUUCUAUCAUAUCAUGUGCCCCUAGCUGGCUAGGGCUCGUGAUAGGAGGAGAAUUAGGUAAUUGUUAACUAUUAUCAUCCUUCAAUUUAAGAUGUUGCCAAGAAAUUAAUCUCUUUCUUCUCCAUCCUUCACCUUCUAGUAGGGUUGCCGCUGCUGCAGUAUAAAUUGACUGGAUACUGAAGGGUCUUUAUCAUGAUGAGGAAUAAUACGGUUUUUAUAUGAAAUUAUAUUAAAGCAUUUUCAUUAGAGUGGUAUGUUUGGGUCAACGAAUGCCUCAGUCUAAUCAGUUUCUGAAUUGGUUAUUAAUGUACUGUAGAAAUACUUGGAAUUCCGGCGUUUUAAGUAGGAGAAAUUGUCAACUUAAACAGGGAGAAAUAAACACCUCUGAAGAGUCUCUGCUUUCAUAAAUGUUCAAGUUAACAGGAUAUUUUACCAAGAUCUGAGCAUAUAAAAGUAUUAAAGGAACAGAUGUGUGGGAAAAAAUAUUGGAUAAAGUAAAGGAAACUCUACCUCAUCCUUCUGUAAAGAUUUUGUAGAAGCACAAUUAAACACUCCUAAUGGCAUUGUUAUACACAAACCAUCUGGCAUGAAAGAAACACUUUAUAUUUGUAUGUCUAAACUUCCUGUUAUAACUGUAUUUUGCUGGCAAUAGAAGCAGUCUAUAUUGUUUGCAGUUUCCUCAUCAGAUCUGUAAUUAUGCAGUGUUUCUGUUUUCAAUAAAGGAAUUUAAUGGA